GUCACUUCCGUAAGCGCCACAAAAGUCUCGAAGCGAGGUGGUGCCGUCUCCUCCGUGGUACAGCGGGAACCGAGUGGAAGCGCUAGCCGCACCAUUGCGCGGGAACAAUUUCCCAAAGUGCGCGGCGACGACGGAAGACCGGAUUUCCUGGCUGGUUUUGACGCAGUGAUCAUCCCUGGCUAGAGCGGUCAGCGUGACAGCUGCUGGUAGGAGGCUCUAGGAAUCAGCGCUACACCGGCACAAGGAUUUCGUAGCAUCGUGCACUGAUUGCUGUCCACCACCAGACUACGCCCCGUCAUCUAAACAGAACACAAGUCUCGCAUUCCCUUUGCGGUGCUAAUCCUUGCAGGACUUCUUUUGUCUGGAUAGGCAUAGGCUUUUAUCCUUUAUCCUUAGAAAUAUAUGGUCCGUAGUGGCAAAAAUGGAGGGCUCCAUCUGAAACAGAUUUCAUAUUACAAACAAACAGGUGGUUAUCAUCCCACAACAUUAGCAAGUGAAAGGAGUGGAAUAAGAAGAGCAGCAAAAAAGUUUGUUUUUAAAGAUAAUAAGCUAUACUAUGUGGGAAAAGACAGGAGGCAAAUGCGCCUGGUAAUUCUUUCAGAAGAAGAAAAGAGAACAGUGUUAGAAAAGUGUCAUGAAAAUCAUGCAGGUACACAUCAUGGCAUAUCAAGGACACUGACCCUGGUGGAAUCUCAGUAUUAUUGGACAUCAGUAACCAGCGAUGUCAAGCAGUGGAUAUAUGCUUGCCAGCGCUGCCAGGUAGCAAAGAGUACGGCUAUUGUGGAGUCCAGAUGCCAUGCUAUGAAGGCAGAGGACCCAUGGACUGUAGUUACCAUAGACCUGUUGGGGCCUUUCACUGCCACCGGUAAAAACCACACAUACAUCAUUCUCCUGACAGACAUCUUUACACAGUGGACUGUGGCUUUGCCACUGCGUGACCCUUCUGCAUCUGAAGUGGCUAAAGCAAUUGUCAGUGCAUUGUUUUGCUAUGGACCACCUCAAAAAAUAGCUAUAAAUCAGGGAGAAGAGUUUGUUUAUCAGAUUAACUGCAAGCUCUUUGAACUCUUUGGGACAAAGGAAUUGAUAAUGCCAUAUCCUCAACCUGAUCGUGAAAAUGAAAUUAGCAAGUCCAUCAGAUCUUUCCUUCUCAAAUACUGUACAGAACAUACCAAAGACUGGGAUGAGCACUUACAAGCUAUUGCAUAUGCAUUCAAUUUGAUUCAUUCAGAGGCUCAUCAGAACACACCAUAUUUCCAAAUGUUUAAACGGAAUCCUUAUCGUCCUUCAACCUUAAGUGCGAUUCAAGGAGAGAGUGACUGUGUGUUCACCCGAAUUGUCAGUGCAAUUCAACAAGCCAACAGAGCUUUGCAGGAAAGGACAGCUUCAAGCUGCCAGGAUUUAAAGAAAAUGUCUGUAGAACAGAGCAGGAACAAGGGCCAUGUUAGGAAGAAGCCAAAGCAAAUAACUCCAUUUCUCAAAGUUGGACAUGAAGUUCUUAGACAAAGGAAGAACUGGUGGAAAGAUGGCCAUUUCAAGUCUGAAUGGGUUGGUCCCUGUGUUAUAGACUACAUUACUGAUAAUGGCUGUGCAAUAUUAAGAGAUGCUGGAGGCUCAAGACUGAAAAGGCCCAUCAAAAUAUCUCAUCUUAAACCCUAUGUAAGAGGAUCAUGCAAACAAGACAGCCACAACAUUUGGAAAGGUGCCGUUGUGGUUGACCAUGACUAUGUUUGUUCAUCGGAAAUCUCCACAGAACAGAGCUCAGAAGAUGCAUGCUCUGUAAGAAGACCUCCCAUCUCUGCAUGUGAUGAUACCCUCCUGGGGAAAGACCUUGAAUGUUCAGAAAGUAAAAGUAUUGCAUUACCAGAAUUCUCAAGCCCAGUGUAAAUUACUACAAACCCAAAGCAGUGGUUUGCAGCUUACUGUCCAAAAUAAAACUGAGGCUACUUGACUCUAGUACUGUAAGGCAUCAUCAGAAGAAAUGGGUAUUGAACUUGUCAAGGUUGUGUAAAGUCUACUACUCUGUAUUUCCUUUAUGAGGAAUAAAGCACCGAACUGUUACAGGCCCAGCAAGAUGUCUGCUUAUGAUGUCUGUAUUUGCACAUACAUGACCAGUGGUAAGUUUCAGGCUUAUGCACUCUAUUCUCUUCUCCAUUCAGUAGGGACCAGAAGCAUUCACUAUACAAAUUUGGACAAACUGUGGUGAUUGUUUAGCCAACUUCCAACAGUGGUUAAUGAUCUGGACUUGUAUUGGUAAACCAGUGGUGGGGAACACUUUUGCUCAGUGAUAAUUGGUCAGGGGCAGGGUGCUUUCUUUCCUUUGCUUUCUUUCCCCCAGACAGGUCCAUUCUUGCCAUAGGUCUGAACUAAUUCCUUGGACCAGGAUUGAUCAUCCCUCCCCUAAAGCAUAUCUAACACUAACAGAAGUCCUUAGGUUGGACAUAAGUUACUUGCCUUUACCUGAAAAUGGAAAUGAAACCUUCCAGUCUUCUCAUGGCUAAUCUGGAGGAGGAAGUAGGGAGGCAAGCACACAAGGUUAAGCUGUUACAUGUAAUGCUAGGCGAUUUAGCUUUGUAUGCAAACCGGGAUACUGUGAUGGGCUAACUAAUGAACAGAAGUUUAUAAUAGUGCAUGUAUAUUUAUGUCUUUUUGCCAAGAAAAUGUAAGGAGACUACUGUGAAAUAAAACUGUUCCCAUGGAA
Molecule: messenger RNA, 2698 nt
Organism: Varanus komodoensis (Komodo dragon)
Lineage: Eukaryota; Metazoa; Chordata; Lepidosauria; Squamata; Varanidae
Gene: GIN1
Product: gypsy retrotransposon integrase 1
Exons: 9
Coding region: 403-1884 (493 amino acids)
Biological process (GO): DNA integration
Molecular function (GO): nucleic acid binding
Source: RefSeq, a predicted model, not a curated record